This is a messenger RNA of Gavia stellata (red-throated loon), 2040 nucleotides long. RefSeq names its product glucosaminyl (N-acetyl) transferase 4 (gene GCNT4). Bases 253 to 1650 code for a protein of 465 amino acids. The record is from RefSeq and is a predicted model, not a curated record. Gene Ontology annotation, cellular component: membrane. The transcript is spliced from 4 exons. NCBI's taxonomy places the organism in Eukaryota, Metazoa, Chordata, Aves, Gaviiformes, Gaviidae. Gene Ontology annotation, molecular function: acetylglucosaminyltransferase activity.
CUCGGGACGGCCGCGCUCCGCUCCGCUCCGCCGCGCAACAAUGUUGUCCCUGCUACCUCUGUACAUCCGACUUCAUACGCGCUUGAAACACCGAUAAAUCUGAAGGCUGUGGGCGCUGAAGGAAUCCGAAGGAUGGAGCAGUCACCAGGACUUUGUUCAACCACUGAGCUGGCCGUGCCCGUGUCGAACUUCUGGGACAGAGCAUCCUGAAGAGCUCCGCAAGGGGAAGAGACCACAGCAUAGUCCAGGAGAAUGAAGAGACGCAAGUAUCCCUACAAAUGUCCCGCACGAAGGAAGAUCCUGAUCCUGUGUGUUACGGGGUGGCUGAUUGCACUGCUGAAGCUCCUCCAUGUCGAAAGACACUUUUUUCCCUCUAAGGGCAUUUAUUUGGUUGAGCACUUCUUAAGCACUUCUUCUUAUGUUAGAAACAGGUAUUCCUACCUUAGAAAUGAGUUCCAGUAUGAAAUCAAUUGUUCAUCUAUAUAUGAACAAGAUCCCCAUGAAAUUGGCAAGAGUUUAGAGAUAAGAAGAAAAGAGAUAAUUGAUUUAGCUGACGAAGAUGUCAUAGCAAUGACGAGUGAUUGCCACCUGUAUCGUUCACUUAGGAAAUACCACCUAAAGCCUGUUUCUCCAGAGGAGGAGAGUUUUCCAAUCGCCUAUUCUUUGGUUGUUCACAAAGAUGCAGUAAUGGUAGAAAGGCUCAUACAUUCACUGUACAGUCAUCAAAAUAUUUACUGCAUCCAUUAUGACCAAAAAGCAGCAAAAAGUUUCAAAUCUGCUAUGAACAAUCUAGCUAAAUGUUUCCCCAAUAUUUUCAUUGCAUCAAAAUUGGAGACAGUGGACUAUGCACAUAUUUCACGUCUGCAAGCAGAUUUCAAUUGUUUAUCUGAUUUGAUGGACUCUGCAGUUCCCUGGAAGUAUGUUAUUAAUUUGUGUGGCCAAGAUUUCCCUUUGAGGUCAAAUUUUGAGUUGGUUGCUGAACUCAAGAAACUUGGUGGAGGAAACAUGCUGGAAACUAUAAAGCCAAGCAGUAGCAAGAGAGAACGGUUUACUUAUCACUAUGAACUUAUGAAAGUGCCUUAUGAAUAUAUGCAGAUGCCUGUAAAAACCAACAUUUCCAAGAAUCCGCCACCUCAUAAUAUUGAGGUGUUUGUAGGCAGUGCCUAUUUUGUUUUAAGCCGAGCAUUUAUUCAGUAUACCCUUGAGAGCUCUCUUGCAAAAGAUUUUUUUGAGUGGUCAAGGGAUACAUACUCUCCGGAUGAACAUUUCUGGGCGACUCUUGUACGUGUUCCUGGGGUACCUGGGGAAGUUCCAAGGUCGGCCCAGGACAUAACAGACCUACAAAGCAAAACUCGUCUGGUGAAAUGGAAUUAUCUUGAAGACCAUUUGUAUCCUCCCUGCACUGGUACCCACCUUCGCAGUGUCUGCAUCUACGGGGCCGCAGAAUUAAGAUGGCUUCUGAAUUACGGGCAUUGGUUCGCCAACAAGUUUGACUCCAAAGUAGACCCUGUCCUGGUAAAAUGCUUGGCAGAAAAACUGGCAGAACAACAGAAGGAGUAUGAAACAAAGACCUCUCUAUCUGCUACCUCAGGAAAACUGGAAGUGCCCAGCUCACGGACAAAACCAGGAGAUCAGCGUGACACCAAAUGAGCCCUGUGGCCUCACCUGAAGUCCCAAACUUCCCACCUGUGGGAGCUAACAAAGAUCUUUGCAAUGUGAAUAUGUCUGGAUGAUACAAGGGAAAGAAGAUCCUCAGAUACUGCAUUGUCCGUAGCAUUGUUCUCUUCUCCCAGCUCAUCUGUGCGUUGCUUUUCCUUCUGUGAAGCCUGUACUUGGGUGCUGUGCCCCGCCUUUGAGAUCGGGUGUGGUUGAUUGAAACAGAAUGAUGUGCUGUUAACUCUUCAAAGGCAGUAUACGAGUGUGCCCUAAGGGUAGUCCCUGCAGCCCCUUAGAGUAGAUACCCAUGCCAAAAGAGGUUAAUCUUCAUUCCUAUCUCUGCCUGUAGAAAUACCCUCCUGUGAAAUCCCAGUCCUCUUGAGA